ACCCGCGGGCGGUACACAGAAAUGCGAGGAACAUGUCCCUCGCAUGUGUGUGGACCAGAAUGAUCUUCCUGAACCUACCAGCCAAAGCAAAGCAUAGAAGACCUUUCGCCCCUCCCUCCGCAAUCUCUCACUAGAGUCCCUAGAAUCACCGCAAACUCGGCAAAGAGAGGGAGAGCUCUCUCAUCCUCCCUUCUUCCUCUUUUCCAUUUGUGGGUUGGUGUGGGUCGGCUCCGUGCUCAAAGAGAUGGCGGCUGUGAGUAGCGUGGCCUCCUCGAGAUUUCUGCCCCACUCCGCGCCCGCCAAGAGCGGCACCCACAGGCCCAGAUCAAGCCAUCGCCUCCCCUGCAAGUGCGAGCCCUCCUUCCGCCCCCGGCGGAGCAGGAGGCCUUCGUCAGUGGCGGCGGCGGCGGCCCUGGCGGCGGAGGACCUCGACGUCAUCCCCGUCCGGAGCGCUGACUCAACCGACCAGCAGGACGGGGUCGUCGUCCGCGCCGCCGCCGAGGUCGGGAGGGAGCAGGACGACGACGCUCUUAACGCCGGCGGUGCCACCCACGUUGGUGGGUUUGCUUUCGAGAGCGGAGCCGUCGGCGGGGGCGGGGGCGGGGGCGGAUUCGGUCCUUCUCCCUCCUCCUCCUCCUCCUCAUCUUCGUCGAUGAUGGGACCCGAGGGGGAGGACCUCAGCAGGAUGAUCGAUCGGGCCAUCAACGCGGCGAUCGUGCUCGCGGCUGGCACUUUCGCCAUCACGAAGCUGCUCACCAUCGACAGAGAUUACUGGCAUGGUUGGACCCUUUAUGAGAUCCUUAGAUAUGCACCUCAACAUAACUGGAAUGCUUAUGAGGAGGCAUUGAAAACAAACCCUGUUCUGGCCAAAAUGGUGAUAAGUGGAGUAGUUUACUCUGUAGGAGAUUGGAUUGCACAGUGCUAUGAAGGAAAGCCACUAUUUGAAUUUGACCGUGCCCGUAUGUUCAGAUCUGGUCUUGUCGGAUUUACGCUUCAUGGAUCUCUUUCUCACUAUUAUUAUCACUUCUGUGAGGCUCUAUUUCCGUUCCAGGACUGGUGGGUGGUCCCCGCCAAAGUCUUGUUUGACCAAACUGCUUGGUCAGCUAUAUGGAACAGCAUUUACUAUGUUGUCUUGGGCUUCCUUCGACUUGAAUCUCCGGCUAGUAUAUUCAGUGAACUAAAGUCUACGUUUUGGCCAAUGCUUACUGCAGGGUGGAAGCUUUGGCCUUUUGCACACCUGAUAACUUAUGGUGUCAUUCCAGUUGAACAAAGACUUCUCUGGGUUGAUUGUGUGGAGCUUGUCUGGGUUACCAUAUUGUCAACUUAUUCAAAUGAGAAGUUUGAAGCAAGAAAUUUGGAAGCAGCGUCGGACUCCCACCUGAGAUCUCUCUCUUCUACUCCCGAGGAGUCUUCCAAGUAGAUUGCCAAAGCUAGCUGCAUGUUUAUUGGACAUGCAGGGUAAGCUGUCUCAGAUUUAUCUAGUCGGUUCAUUCAAAAUUGUGUAUAUUGUGCUUAUAAUAAUAAUGUGAUAAUUUUAUAGUUUCCCUUCCCAGUUUAGAAGACGUCGUUUGUGUAUAUCAUUCCUAUUUGCAACAAUAUAUGCGACACUUUUUUGCAAACAAAAUAUUAAACAAGUUUCUUUUGUCGAUUUA
Messenger RNA from Ananas comosus (pineapple), 1652 nucleotides. RefSeq lists its product as uncharacterized. Gene Ontology annotation, cellular component: cytoplasm; membrane. The record is from RefSeq and is a predicted model, not a curated record. NCBI's taxonomy places the organism in Eukaryota, Viridiplantae, Streptophyta, Magnoliopsida, Poales, Bromeliaceae. The transcript is spliced from 7 exons. The coding region runs from base 245 to 1420 and encodes 391 amino acids.